CUUAACUUUCAGCACGAAAAUAUGAGAGCCAUGCAUUCGGUCCUGGUCGGUGCCUUUCUGACCCUGCUGCUCUGCCUCCCCAGCCCCGCUCUAGGAGUAUCCUACUUUGGGGACAGCCACUGCAAUGUACAGACCUUCCAAGAUGUCUCCUCCUUCCACCUGUCUCUGCAGAUCAAGACGAGUCGGCGCAGCGGGCUGCUGCUACUGGCUGCAGGGGAGGAGGACUACCUGUUCCUUGAGCUGCAGAAUGGGAAUAUCCAGGCUCGGAUGAACAUGGGGAAGGACGAGGUGACACUUUCUUCAUCCCAAGGAGUUCAGCUUAACAACCUUCUGGAGCACAAAGUCUCCCUCACACUGCAAGACGGCAAACUCACCAUGACCAUUGAUGAGCUCUUCUCGACGUACGUUCCUGUGGAGGAUGAUAAAGAACUGCUAAAUAUUGACCGGGGCAUUUGGCUUGGAGGAACAGGAGACUUGAAUACUAACUACCUCAACAAUGCCAUUCCCCCUUUCCGUGGCUGCAUGACUGAGGUCAAAUUUGAGUCCCACCAGUUUGAUAUCCUCAGCGCAGUGUAUAAAGACUGCCAUCACACGAAGGAAUCCUGCAGCACUGAGUUUGAAGCUGGUGAUGGGGAGGCAAUUAGUUUCAGCACUCCUGAUUCCUUUGUGUCUUUCCCCACCUGGAGCGGGGCUAGUGGUGCCCCGAGGGCCCUCGAAUUCCUAAUGAAGACAACCAUCGAGGAUGCUCUACUUCUUUUCCACCCUGGCAGAGAGUCUGACUUCGUAGCUGUUGGUGUUGUGAAAGGCUUUCUCAAAGGUAUGCUGGAUGUCGGAAAUGGCUUGGAGAUCCUGGAGAAUACCCAGGUGCAGCUGGAUGAUGAUCAGUGGCAUAGAGUUAAGGUUGAAGUCAGUCCGGAUUCAUUUGUCAUCAAUGUAGAUAGCCAGUCUUCCUCCCUCCCUCUUGAUUCAUCACAACAAUUGGACUUGGUUGGAAACUUGUAUUUGGGAGGCAUCCAGGGGAGAAUGAAGGAUGUGUUUCGUGAGAGCGGGUCCUUAAGUCAAGUAGAGGAAGAAAUGACAGCCGAAUCCUUCAUUGGUUGUUUUGGAGAAAUCAAAGUUAAUCAGAAGUAUAGAAGCCUGCAGGAUGCUUUGAUCACCAAAGAUAUUCAUGUUAAAUGUGAAGGAGAGGACUAUGACUACUCAAGUUACGAUGACACAGACUCAACUACAACUUCUCCCCCUGUUCAAAUCAAAUAUGCUGAUAUAGACAUCAUUGAUCAGCAUUGCUAUCCAACAGACGACACACCAGAGAUAUACAGAAAUGUAACGAAACUUCUUGAUGUCACUACACUAAUCGUGCCUGAAGGUGGAGAGGCUUUAAUCGAUAUCAACAACCUACUCCCCACAUUUAACCUCAGUGCUGCAGGACUGAGAGAGUCUCAGAUCAUAUUUACUCUCCAGACUGAUCCCCUGUAUGGCUUGGUUGAUAUGAACACAAACACAAGACGCACACAAAAGUUCACUCUUCUCGAUAUUGUCGAGGAGAAGAUCAAGUAUAUGCAUGAUGGAAAUGAACGGCAUACAGAUCAAAUCCAGCUGCAGGUUGUUGUUCAAAGUAAUGACUUCCUCCCUGAAUGUUUGAAGACUUCUCAGGAGUAUGUCCUUCCAGUUGAAAUUAUUCCCUUUAAUGACAUACCACAACUUGGUGGAGGAGAAAUCACCCUUACAGCAAACGGAAGAACUCGUUUGAGUCCAAGCCUUAUUAAAAUCGUAGAUUCUGACAGCCGCUGUGAUGAAUUAGCAGUAACUGUAUCCUCAGAGCCUCCAGUGGAAGUUGGUUACUUAGAAAACAGUCAACAGCCAGGAAGAAGCAUCUCAGAGUUCACCUGCAGAGAAUUGAAGGAUGGAAAUAUCUAUUUUGUUCACAGAGGGGGUAGUGCUGUUGAAAUUACCCUGGAGGUGUCUGAUGGACAAUCAGAAAGCCAUUCAACUACUUUAAAGUUUUCUGUGACACAGCCACAUAUGACUCUUGUCACCAACACUGGCCUCCACUUGGUUCAAGGAACAAACACGUCCAUGGGUGUUCAAAAUCUUGCUGUCAUAGCUCAUCCGCGUAAUGGAGAUGCCAUGUAUAACAUCACUAAGCCUCUGAUACUUGGAGAACUUCAGAUAAUGACAAGCGAUGGAAUAUACAGGCAGGUUACAACUUUCCAUCAGUCAGACCUAGAUCAAAAUCAGCUGAGAUACAUUAGCACAGACUCGAGAAACCAGGAAGAAACUGUGAGCGAACAAAUUCAGUUUGAUGUCCACUUGGGGAGGUUCUCCCUCUGGAACAACAUCUUCUUAGUCAACAUCAUCCCUGCUCAAGUAAGAGUUACAACUAUGGUCCCGCUGGAAAUGGAGGCUGGUGAAGAGCAAACAAUUGGAUCCACAGAGCUUCAAGUUGAAGUGAUAGGGGAAAACGUAGACCCAGAAACUGUCAAAUACAUCCUUGUCAAGCUUCCAACACUUGGCAGUCUGCAGCUGUCAGACACAGAGUUGGCUGUGGGUGACAUCUUCACACAGAAGGACAUUUUAGAAAAUACAGUUAGCUACAGGGUGCGUGUGCAAAGAGCUGUGGAUAGUUUAGACCAGUUCCAGUUCAGAGUCAUGGCGAAUGAUCGGUAUUCCCCUCUGUACACCUUCCCAAUUACCAUCCUUGCCAACGCCGAUGCUCCAGUUGCUUCAGUUUUGACCAAUGAAAAGCUGUUUGUGUUGCAGGGUGGUGAGCAUACUCUGAACAACAAAUUCCUUUGGAUGCACUCUCCAGUUUCUACAGAUAUUGUGUACCGAGUCACACAGGGUCCAAAGUACGGAAGAUUGAUAAGGGACUCCCCUCCCGGGCAGCCUAGAUUUGAGGGGGCAAUAAGAGUAUUCAGUAAUGAGGACCUCCAAUUUGACAGGCUUAUUUACAAGCACGACGGCUCCAAGACAAGCAGUGAUGAGUUCCGUUUUUCAGCAGAAAGUCAAGACAAUCAAGAAACAAUAAACGAUGUUUUCAGGAUAACCAUCCAAUCCAAGAACGAGCAUGCUCCUGUGAGGGUUGUGGACAAAUUCUUCAAUAUCGUCCGCCACGGUCAGCGCCUGCUAACAACAGAUGUCAUCCAGUUUAAGGACGACGACUCAGGUUUCAAUGACACUCAAAUUGUCUACGCCCGUGAGGGAAUCCUCUCAGGAAACAUUGUCUCAACAUCUAAUCCCUCGCAGCCCCUUUUCCGUUUCACACAAGCCGACCUGAGAGAUAAGAAGAUCCUCUUCAUUCACCACGGAGCAGACCGGGAACGCUUCCCGCUGCAGGUGUCAGAUGGCUUUCACAAGACCACUGCGCUGCUUGAAAUCCAGGCAGGUGAGCCCUACCUGCGAGUUGUAAACAACACAAUCAUUGUCAUCGACCAUGGAAGCACCAAGACCCUUAACACCACACUGUUGAGCGCUGACUCCAACAUGGACGUCAGAGAUGACAGUGAGAUCAAGUUCCAGAUCACAACGCCACCCAGCAACGGCAAGAUUAUUGUGAGUGGGAUUGAGUCUUCAGAGUUCACCCAGGAGGACCUGAAAAAAGGAGUCAUUUCAUAUGAGCAUAAGUACGAGAGUCUGAGGUCCAAGGACUCCUUCGGCUUCACCGUCCAAGCAAGAGGACAUUCUGAGGACGGCACAUUUAGGAUAAGAAUAUUCAAGCAAGGUUACUUCUCUGAGCCUGAGUUGGUGAACAAUAAGGUCAUCAUUUCCUAUGAGGGAGAGCACACCGUAAUCAACCAGAACAAUCUCAAGGUGGAUCAAGCUGAUAUACUUCCUACAGAAAUGCUGUUCACCAUUAAAGAGUCUCCUCGUCUCGGACAUGUGGUGAAGCUGACCAACAACUCGGACAGCCCAGACUCGCAUGUCCUCGACUACAUUCACUCCUUCACUCAAGAGGACAUUAAUCAGGGACGCAUUCUUUAUGUGUCUGCAUCCAUCCAGGGCAGUGACGCCUUCACAGUUGAUGUCAGUAAUGGUUUCACUACAGUGGAGGACCUGCGCGUCUCUGUAAACAUCGUGCCGCGGAUCAUCCCCAUCCAGACCUUCAACUUCACAGUGAAGGAAGGCCUCAGUGUGGCGAUCAAUGCAGAGAUUGUUAACAUCUCACAUCCCUUCUACAGCUCAGCAAACAUCGAAUUUCUUGUUGAAGAGGCACCAAAGCACGGGGACCUCCGUUACCUGGAUGGAGACGAACUUGAUUACUUUACAUGGGAAGAGAUAAAACUUGGACACAUCUACUACAUGCAUGACAGCACUGAGAGCACAGAGGACAGUUUUACACUCUCUGCCUCGGCUUAUGAGAUCGACCGCCGGAGCCUCCCUGUCACCAUCUCAGUGACUGUCAUAGCAGUCAACGAUGAGCCGCCAAAACUGACACGUAACACGGGACUGGAGCUGGAGUCAGGCGCGGUGUACUAUGAGCACCAGAUACCUGAGGAUCCUUUUUGGGUUGUGAGGGACUCCAUAGAACUGACUCUGUCCUCCCAACCAGCCCCAGACGUCCGUCACAUUUUGCCCAUCACCAUCGCUUACUACGCUGCUCACAGCAACAUCUCCUCACAGCUGUGGAGGAACAAAGGUUUGGAUAUUGUGCAAGGCCAGAGGAAAGCCCUUGACGAUUCAAUUCUUGACGCCUCAAAUCUUCUGGCUAUCCUACCUGAAGAUAAGCGGGGCAAUGUGAAUGUGAUUUUCGAUAUGAAGCAUUUCCCUGACCACGGUCGUAUCACCCUUGGUGGUCAGGACCUGUCCGGUGCUGCCCAGUUCUUUAAGCAGCAAGACAUAGCUCAGGGAAAACUGGAGUAUGUCCAUGAUGACUCUGGUGCUUCCUCUGACAGCUUCUCCUUCAGUGCCAGUCUAAAGUUUAAGGGUGAGUUUGUGGCCGCACCUUCGGAUACGCUGAUCCAAGAGGAGGUAUUUCACAUCGCAAUCAAACGGCGGGGCUCUGACUCCCCAAAACUAGUCACAAUAGACAUGCUCUUGGAGGUUUUCCAAGGCUCCGUAACCGUUUUGUCCCAGAAGCAGUUUAACACUCAAGACGAGGACAGUUCGCCAGAUGAGGUAUACUACAAAGUGACAAAAGCCCCCAGCAAUGGUCGAGUGGUUGACCGACUCACAAUGGACCCCAUCUCUGAGUUUACGCAGGAGAUGGUCAAUCAUAUGCAGGUGGGCUUCGUCAGCGAUGGCAGCCUUUCCGAUGGUUCUAUGGAAUUCAUCGUUUCGGAUGGAGAACACCAAACAGAGCCACACACGAUCCACAUUGGCGUCCUAGCUCGGACCUUGCUUCUUGACAAAGCCCCUGAGAUCAAGGUGAAGCAAGGCGAUGAUGAGACCCUGGUGACUGAGGAGAUGUUGAAGGUAACUACCGGGGGCCCUGUUGAGGAGGACAUCCUUUACAAGAUCACAAGUGUACCUAAGUAUGCAGCUGUUAUGGUAGACCGGCAGCCUACAUCCGCCUUCACCCAGAAACAGAUCAAGGAAGGCAGAGUCAGUGUCCGCUUUGUAAAGUCCACUUCACCUCGGGACAGUGUUGCAUUUGUAGCCCGUAGCAGGGGUGCCAAUGUCACCUCUGUCCUCAACAUCACGGUGCAGCCUCUGGCCAACAUCGCUCAGGAUCCUCUCUUACCUCAAGGCGCACUUGUUAAACUCGACAGGAAGCUUCUGGAUGCAACUCCUUUGGCAAACAAGACGAGAACCAACCCUACGUUCACUGUCAUCCAGCAGCCUCAGGGGGCUCACUUUGUGUGGUCUAGAGGUCCUGGUGCAGGUCAGCCAGUGGACACAUUCAGCCAAAAGGAGCUAGAUGAGGGCCGCGUAGCUAUGGAAAUCCUAGAGAAGAGCCCUUCUGGAUCACGGGGUAGUGUCAUUCAGGAUGAGGCCCGCUUCCUGCUCAAAGCCCAUGGGGUUCCUCCGGCAGAAUGUGUGUUUUCCUUCCAGACGGGCCCCUACAAUGCCUCUGGGGUCUACCCUGCCACUCUGUUGAGGCUUCCCUUAGAUGACCCAUCAAGGGAAAGUAAUGACAUCCCUGAGGUAGCCGGGUCCCCUCGAUCCACUCAAGCUAGUCCCCGCUGGAAUGGUGACAUGGACUGGCCCAAUGGACAAGCCCCCACCACAGCAUCUGCAGGCGCUGGCUCCGGCAGGAAUCCACAUGUUGCCCGGCGCAGCAGCUUCUGGUCUAUUCUCAUCCCAAUCCUGGUCAUCCUUCUCCUGUUGAUGCUGGCAGGCGUCUUGGCCUACUACUUGAUUCGUAAAAACAAGACAGGCAAACACAACGUCCAGACGGCAGCAUCAAAGCCCAAAAACGGAGAGGUGGCUACCGGCACAGAAACCUUUCGCAAAACUGACCCGGCCAAUAACAUCCCAAUGUCAAACAUGGACUCCAAAGACGCAGACCCAGAGUUGUUGCAGGACUGUCGGACAACGAACCCGGCCUUAAAAAAGAACCAGUACUGGGUCUGAGACACUUUGAGAUAGGACACAGAGGGAAGUGGAUCCUCGAGUGUUUGGAAGUCUCCUUAAAUCAUUCCUCUCAGUAUUAAAGACCUCUUGCCACACCAGUUUAGAUGAAGAUUAUUUUUUGACACCAUUAGUUAUUUACUUAUCUCAACAUAACUGUGGACAAAUUCUCAGGCAAUGAAACACUGAAUACGUAUUGGCAAAUAAAGAGGCAGUUUCUUAUCGGAGGCUCAGGCCAUGUCUAUUUAUUUUAGUUGUAUCAUUCCUCUUCGUCAAAGGGCACACAUUAAGACAUAAACACGCUGUGUGUUUGCAAAAAAGUAUCCUGGGUGUGCUCCGUCAUUGUAAUCCAUAUGAUAUCAUAGGCCAAUAUUAUUCAUUUGAGUUGAUAGGUGAUUGAAAGUUUUUGUGACGAUUUGAUUUUUUUGUUUUCCCGGAAAGUUGAUAAGCCGUGUACAUAGCUGAAGAGGUAAACAUAUGCUGUAUUAUCGAGAAAAUGAAAAACUGCCUCUUUGUGUUUUCUCUUUUACUUUUCAAUGUUUUUAAGGUACCAUUUUAUUGUGUUUCUCAGGGCUAAAUUCAACUUAAAGAAAUCGUUUUUUCAAAGCAAUAUCAGAGAAUGAUACCAAUCUCAUAUUUGCUUAUUGAAAUAUGAAGUAACAUCCAGAAGUUAGUUUAGCUAAGUCAAAUGACCAAGGUGUUUCCAUCCGAAAGUAUAAUUAUCCAUUACCAGCGCUUCUAAAGCUCACUACCUAACAUGCUAUAUCUCUUUUGUAUAAUCUUUGUAAAAAAAAAAGGGAAACAAAAGAAAGAAGUUGUGCUUUUAUGGGGGAUAAUGCCCCAGAUUUUUGGCUAACAGUGACUUGCUGAAUGUGGCUAGUUGGGACGGGACAAGUUAGCUGUUGCACGUCUUUAGAGUUUGCUUUGCUAUGCUAUGCUAUGCUAUGCUAUGCUAUGCUAUGCUAUGCUAUGCUAUGCUAAUGGUUUCCUGUCCUGUUGCUUCAUUUUGAACGGACAGAUAUGAGAUUGGUAUUUACCUUCUUAUCUAACUCUUAGUAAUAGAGCAAAUAAGCUUAGGCUCUUAAAAUGUCAUCACACAAGAACAUUUCAGUAGUUUUACUUUUGUCUGGAAGGAAGAUCGUUUGAUGAAAAGCUUGUUGCAUUCACAUACAUAGGUUUAAUUGAAUUUAGCUCAGAGUAACGUCAUCGUCGUCUAUCACAUGAUAUUAUUGUUGAUGCUUCCAUAAGUGCUUGUAAAUAUUCACUGGACUGGCACAGCACUGACAUCGAAACCACACGGUACACAGUUAGCAGACCGCAGGCAGAGGCUAUUCUGGUAGCAUUGGUCUUUAACACAUCCGUAAUGGCUGACAGGCAGCGGUGAGGUCAUCUACUUCUGGGAUGUUUCCAGUUUCCUAGUCUGCAAUUAACAAUUUAUUAAUAAAAAGACGGUUAGUGCUGGGAUGGGGAUAAUGAAAGGAAAUACUCUGCUGUUUAGGUCACAUUGGUGAAGCAAAGGAGGACAUUGACAGUUUGUUUCUCACAGCUAUUCUUGGUUUUAAGCAUUCCAUAUGUAAGCUAUUGAAAUCCUGAGAUUUUCUUUUUUUUACUUUUUACUCUUAGACUUAUUUUGUAUGUUGAAGCUUAAAGGAGCAUUACUGUAAAAAUACUCCUUUUUGUUCCUCCUUGUUCUCAUUCUUUGUUGUCACUCUGGCUUGUGAUGGUUAUCUUGUUUUUGAAUGUUGAAUGAAGUAGGUGAAUUAGAAAGUGUAGAAGAAGACUACGGUGAAGAAGAAAGUGUUUAAUGAAAUAUCAGAUAACUAUUUUGGAUCCACUAAAGAAAAAGAAAAGACUCGACAUUUAUAUUUUGAAAACUGUUGGACUAUUUGCUGUACAUUUCUUUUUAUCAUACUGUAUGUCAAUGACAACUUAUUCUUUGUUAGUCAUUUACUGAAAAUAUAAUAAUUCCUUCGCAGUACUCAUCGUGUAUUAUUGAUCUUCUAUUUUUGUAGUGUUCAAGCGGAAAAUAUAAGUAGAGAUUUUACAGCACAGAGCUCAGGAAGUGAUGUGUUUCGGGAGACUAUGUAUUUCCAUUGACAUCGCUUACAUCAAAUCGAAAUAAAAGUAUUGGUUUCUCCUACAGGAUACCACAUCCACAGCUUAUCAGUUUUAUGUGUAAAUAUUUGUUUUUUAAGUAAGAUUUAUGCGCUUAAUUCAUGUCUUGAAUCAUAUAUUUAGUGUAUAUCAUGUUUGUCGUCGAAGGUACUUGUACAUGUAACUACAUUUAAUUUGACCAAUCAACUGCUAAAUAUGCCUGUGUCUUUGUUUGUGUUUCUUUUUGUGUUUGUCUUUGCAGGUGCCCAUACUCUGUCACUCUUUUGUUUUCUCCUUACAGCUUUUUUCAUUUUCAUCACCACACCUCAUUCUUUUCAUUAUUUAUUAUUUCUGACCAUCUCCAUCAAGUCAUACUCAAAUUGUGUGCUUUGUCAGAGAUUAAACUGUAAUCUGUAACAACAGCUGCCUUUAAAAGAUAAUAACUCAAAGAAAUGUUUAGAUUUUUUGAAAACGAGUCAUGUCUAUUGCUGCAGAAUGCCUCUGAGCUUGUUCUCGGCACUAAUUGAAAUAAAAACGUUCAUGCAACAAAACCAGCGUUAAUUGUUUUCAGUCAGUGACUCUUUCGUUAUACUCAAAGCUAAUUGUAUUAUCUAAAUAGUUUUUAAUUGGCCUUUUUACCCAAUUAAAAUGUUCAUGAAUCAGAUAUCAGAUCAUUGUAUCACUUGAAAGUGCUGAGAAAUGACUUUGUGCUUUCAUGCCUCAAUUACUGUAAUGUAUUACACUCUUUCCUGGGCAGAGGCGUUCUUCUUAGGAUGAUAUAAUGUAGGAGGUUAUCUUUUUACACAAAGUGCAUGGAGCCGCUCUUGGCCGGUAAUCAUAGCCUCCGUUGAAGAAAAAUUGAAUUUGAAACCUGAGUUAUU
Notothenia coriiceps (black rockcod) is the source of this 9485-nucleotide messenger RNA. It is a transcript of the gene cspg4, whose product is annotated as chondroitin sulfate proteoglycan 4. The transcript has 8 exons. Gene Ontology annotation, biological process: anatomical structure morphogenesis. NCBI's taxonomy places the organism in Eukaryota, Metazoa, Chordata, Actinopteri, Perciformes, Nototheniidae. The coding region runs from base 22 to 6513 and encodes 2163 amino acids. The record is from RefSeq and is a predicted model, not a curated record.